CUUUCAACUCCAAUAAAGUUACAAAGGCAAAACCAGAGGCCAAGGAAAAAGCUAUGCUUAGCUUAAUGAAUAAGUCUAAAAAGUUAUACUCUGAAUUUCCCUUUUCUCUAAUUAAUCAUCUUUAUCAAAUGGCAAUAGCUACAUUAUGAUUCUUAAUUAGCUCUAAACAUUUCACAAUGUCUAAAAUAAAUCUGUUUUGCAUUAUAAUUCUUUUCUCAUCAAUUUUUUCACAAAAUGAAUCUACUCCAGUGUUGGAUUCUUCUUCCCCUCCUGUUAAUGGCAAUGAGGUGGUGAUGAGAACGGUUUACGAUAGACCAAAUCCUCUCCAUGGUUUUAAACAUUAUAAUGGAGGUUACAACAUUACAAACAGAGAUUACUGGGCUUCUGUUGCAUUUACAGGAGUUCAUGGAUAUGCAAUGGCUGGAAUUUGGGCUCUCGGGGGACUGGGAAUUGGUGUUUUCUUGAUUUUGAAGAAUUGUUGCAUGAGAAGCAGAUCUUCUUCAAAUAUUGCGGAUCAUUCAAAUUAUUAUUACAUCAUACCAUUUUUCCUGGUCUUACUCUUCACAUGUCUUGCCAUAAUUGGGUCUGGUUUUACUCUGGCUGCAAACAAGAAUUUCUUUGGAAGAACAAAGAAGAUGGAAGAAUCAAUACUUGGAGCAGCCGGGGAUGCGCAUCGGUCAAUUAGAAAGGUGUCGAGAGCUAUGAAUGAAAUGCAACGCCUUUUACGUCCGUAUAAUGAAUCAGCAUUUUCUCGAUUGAAUUGGACAUCAGGAAAGCUUCAGAGAGAGUCACAAAACAUUCAACGUAUAGUUGUCAAGAAUCGGCACAAAAUUCAUCUUGCAACUCAAAUCUUGCAGGGAGCAACAACCGGGGUCAUAAGUAUCAACAUGGCACUUGUUGUUUUUGCAUUAGUUCUCUUAUUGCUGCAUUGGCGCCCUGGUCUCAUCAUGAUUCUUGUUCUUUGUUGGAUUCUAACGGUCUUUUGUUGGGUUCUGACUGGAUUUCAUUUCUUCCUUCAUACUUUCGUGGAGGAUACUUGUUCAGCUUUCAAGGAAUUUGAACAAAACCCGAAUAACAACAGUUUAAAUUCCGUAUUACCUUGCGUAUCUCAGGCCUACGCGGAUCACAUCAUGGUAGAAAUCGGUUCUACAAUCCAUAAAUUCAUUAGCAAGCUGAACACAAAAGUGCAAGGCAUGAGUCAAGUUUUAGGAUUAAGCGGCAAUGAAAGUGAAUUACCUGGAGAAGUUCUGAAAGUAUGCAACCCGUUUUCAGGUGCACCAAACUUCUUCUACGAUCCAAGUAGUUGUUCAGCGAACGCCAUUCCUAUCGGGGACAUACCAAAUGUCCUGGCAAAAUUCACUUGCCAUCAAAACAAUAGCUCAAAAACAGGACCAGCGUCUUGUAAGGGCAAUCCUACAAAAUUCAUCACCGAGGCAUUAUAUGAUAUGGCAUGGGCAUAUACACAAACUGUGCAAGGACUAAUAAACGUUUUCCCCGAUUUACGCAACUUAACAGAAUGCACAUUCGUGAAAGACACUUUCUCGGACGUAGUAUUACACCAGUGCAGAUCCCUUAAGAUGUCUGUCAAACUGUUGUGGGUAUCAACUCUAUCUGUUUCGACCAUUAUGGUGGUUUUGUUGUUAGUAUGGGUAGUAAAAAUGUUUCAAGACAGAGGAAGGAGUUUCUCUCGGUGCUCCUUGGUACCUAGAACAACCACAGUCCGUCGGUAGCUAGAAAUACUUGAAGAAAAUGUACAUACAGAUUGUCAGAUUGUAUAUAGCAGGAGGGUUUAUACAAAUACAAAAGGAGUUGGAGUAAUUCCAUGAUUUGUACAGCUUGAUAUGUAAAAUAGAGAAUCUGAGUGGUAAAAAUGUUGAAAAUGCUGAAACUGCAGUACGGGUAAUUUUUUUUUUAA
Molecule: messenger RNA, 1915 nt
Organism: Papaver somniferum (opium poppy)
Lineage: Eukaryota; Viridiplantae; Streptophyta; Magnoliopsida; Ranunculales; Papaveraceae
Exons: 9
Coding region: 177-1730 (517 amino acids)
Cellular component (GO): membrane
Source: RefSeq, a predicted model, not a curated record